This is a messenger RNA of Rhagoletis zephyria (snowberry fruit fly), 1590 nucleotides long. RefSeq lists its product as uncharacterized. The record is from RefSeq and is a predicted model, not a curated record. Lineage: Eukaryota; Metazoa; Arthropoda; Insecta; Diptera; Tephritidae.
AAAUUAUAAAUAUCGAUGGCCAACAUCGAAUUUGGACCGGUAUCGAUGUUUCAAAAACAUCGAUGCAUCGUUUGCAUCUCUAAAUAUUAUAAGAAGUUUAUACAUUGUGUUUACAGAACGCACUUUGUCACAGCUAUAUUUCGAAUUUCGGAUACAACUGAUAAGAAGUUCCACUCAUUGAAUGCAAAACUGAUAAAGGGCGAACAGCGAACAAGCCUGGCUGAAUUUUUAUGGGAAAUAUCAAAAAUGGAUAAUUUUUCGGAAACUGCCAAAAGAUUACCGCAACAGAUAUGUGACAGUUGUUUGCGUAAAUUAAAAAUUGCAUUUUCAUUUGUGAUGCAAGUGCAGAAGGUUAAUGGGAGCAUGAUAGUUGCCUUGCAAAGGGAAAUGCCUAUUAAUUUUUGUCAAACUGCGGAUGAAGCUCGAGAAUGUUUUGUAGAUUGUAAUUCCUCAUUAGCUCUCGAUUCGCAAGAUCCUAUUGGAAUAGCCCGGGCAAAAAAACGGAAAUUGUCAUUCGAAUUUAUUAAAAGGCAAUACAUAAAUGAAGACUCCGCGGAUUCGAUUACAACUAUAUUUGAAGGUGGUGAAGAAAAUGCAGACUCUAACUCGUGUAAAAAUGGAUGUCACAAAGAAAUUCUACAUACCCUGAAAAGUAUUACAGAUCGCUUGGAUACCGUUGAAGGAAACCAAAAGAUCAUUACCACAAACCAGGGCAUAUUGUUCAAACAAGUUAAAAAAGAUGAAACGAAUGUGAUUGAGAAGGAAGAAAGCCACUUGGUAAAAAAAAACAUCAGGCGACAGGUGUUUGUGCAGAAAGUUAAACCAUUAGUCCAGUCGCCGUUGGUUACGAGACAAUGCAAAGUUUUCAUAAAAAAGAUGAAACAGCCGCUAUGCAUCAAGGAAGAAAAAGGAAAUGUUUAUGGCAAUAAUGAAUUAUCCAUACGUUUACCAUUCGAUUCGCAUGCUUCUAUUUCGCGUAUGGAAGAACAAAUAGAGAAAUACCCAGAGUACGCCAAAGCAUUGACGGCAACCUUCGAAAAAUUGAGGGGCUUUUCCGAAGACGUUUUCACGGUAAUGAGGAAGAUUUUCAGUGAUGAUGUUUUAUGGGAUUAUAACUGGAAUGGUAGCUGGCGAAAAAAGGCCUUCCGCAAAUUGAAAGUUCUCAACAUUCUAAGAGAUGUCUUUAAAAUGCAGCCAUAUCACAGCUUUGAACUAAGCCUCAAGAGGAGCUUUAAUGCCAGUCGCAAAAGUACCUUAAGUAAAAACAAGAAUGUACAUAUAUAUUAAAUUUCAACCAAAAAUCAUGCUGAAAGAGAUAUGCAUGCAUAAAAAGUAAACAAUAUAUUUUUACCUUAAUUUAGAAAGGUCCUGUCCUACUUUUUUGUUUCGUACUUAACAAAUUUUAUAAAAACCAAAGUUUUUCAGUGUCGAAUUUUUUCAAAUCACUGGUUUUUAAUAAACACUGAAACUAAUUUAAUGAUGUAGUAAGUGUUUUUUAAUUCUUUUUGUUUCUGGGUGAGUACUCUUCCGACUCUUGUAUAAUCGAAAUUUCGAAAGAAAAUGGGUUAGGGACUUCCCUAUUUUAAGGUA